AGCAAGCCCCCGGCACCGAAAAGGGAAUCUCCUCUCCCUGUGAGCAGCACCUCCAAAGAGAACGGGGUUUGUGUAGAGCAAGAUGAUCAGGACUUAUUUGCAGAUGCCACCGUUGAGUUGUCUCUAGACAGCACGCAGAACAACCAGAAGAAGGAACUGGCCAAAGCAUCCAAUCCUGUCCCCUCCUUAGAAGUAGCUGAAAGCUCCUCUAGGAACCCUCCAAAGAGCUAUGAGGAGCUGGAAGAAGAAGAACAGGAGGACAAAUUUGAGCUGACUGUAGGAGUGAGCGACCCCGAGAAAGUCGGGGAUGGCAUGAACGCCUACGUAGCCUACAAAGUCUCGACGCAGACGAGCAUGCCAAUGUUCAGGAGCAAGCAGUUUUCCGUGAAAAGGAGGUUCAGCGACUUUCUGGGACUCUAUGAGAAGUUGUCGGAGAAGCACGCCCAAAACGGGUUCAUCGUUCCUCCGCCGCCUGAGAAGAGUCUCAUAGGAAUGACCAAAGUGAAAGUCGGGAAGGAAGACUCCUCUUCUGCAGAGUUCCUAGAAAAAAGACGGGCUGCUCUAGAGAGGUACCUACGGAGGGUGGUCAGCCAUCCGACAAUGCUGCAGGACCCCGACGUCAGGGAGUUCUUGGAAAAGGAGGAGCUACCAAGAGCAGUAGGCACCCAGACCCUGAGCGGAGCAGGAAUACUGAAGAUGUUCAACAAAGCGACGGAUGCUGUCAGUAAAAUGACCAUCAAGAUGAACGAAUCAGACAUAUGGUUCGAGGAGAAGCUGCAGGAGGUGGAGUGCGAGGACCAGCGGCUACGGAAGUUGCACGCUGUCGUCGAGACGCUGGUGAACCACCGGAAAGAGCUAGCAUUGAACACAGCCCAGUUUGCAAAGAGCCUGGCCAUGCUGGGGAGCUCGGAGGACAACACGGCCCUGUCCCGGGCGCUGUCCCAGCUGGCUGAGGUGGAAGAGAAGAUUGAACAGCUGCACCAGGAACAGGCUAACAAUGACUUCUUCCUCCUGGCCGAGCUCCUGGGAGACUACAUCCGCCUCCUCUCCGUUGUAAGGGGAGCCUUUGACCAGCGCAUGAAGACCUGGCAGCGGUGGCAGGACGCCCAGACCAUGCUGCAGAAGAAGAGGGAGAUGGAGGCCAGGCUGCUCUGGGCCAACAAACCCGACAAGCUGCAGCAGGCCAAGGAUGAGAUCUCAGAGUGGGAGUCUCGCGUGACGCAGUAUGAGAGGGACUUCGAACGCAUUUCUGCCGUCAUCCGCAAGGAAGUGAUACGGUUUGAG
Messenger RNA from Tauraco erythrolophus (red-crested turaco), 1284 nucleotides. The record is from RefSeq and is a predicted model, not a curated record. Lineage: Eukaryota; Metazoa; Chordata; Aves; Musophagiformes; Musophagidae.